CUCUCUCUCUCUCUCUCUCUCUCUUCCGCCUCUCUAAAACCCGGCCAUGAACCCUCGGGACGUCGCGCUCGCCUCCGCCUCCGCCGCCAUUGGAGCCCUCGCCGCCUCCGUCGUCGCCUACCGCUUCUUCGCCUCCUCAAACCCUAACCCUAAUCCUAAGAACCCCCCUCUCUCCUCUCCCUCUACCCCUAACGGCUCCCGCAAUCGGAGCCCCUUCGACCCUUCCAAGCGCAUCGGGUACCUCUCGUGGGAUGAUUACUUCAUGGCGAUCGCGUUCCUCUCGGCGAAGCGCUCCAAGGAUCCGAAUAGGCAGGUUGGAGCAUGCUUGGUUAGUCAAGACGGCAUAAUCCUUGGAAUUGGCUAUAAUGGAUUUCCAAGAGGUUGUUCUGAUGACAAGCUUCCUUGGGCAAAGAAAUCUGUGAAAGGGGAUCCAUUGGAAACAAAAUAUCCUUAUGUUGUCCAUGCUGAAGUUAAUGCUAUCCUCAACAGAAACCAUGCAUCUGCUGCUGGACAGAAAUUAUAUGUUACAAUGUUUCCAUGCAAUGAGUGUGCCAAGAUUAUUAUCCAGUCAGGUGUCUCUGAAGUUAUUUAUUUUGUGGAGAAAAGACUGGGCAAUUCUGAUGUUGCUUAUGUUGCCUCCCACAAGUUGUUAUCAAUGGCUGGCAUUAAGGUUAGAAAACAUCAGCCACAGAUGUCACAGAUUAUAAUCAAGUUUCAGGAGCCUUGAAUUAAUAGCUGGAAUUUGACUUAUAAACUCUCUGGGCAACACAAUCACAUGGAGCAAUACCUUCUUAUGGACACUUCCUUUUCUGAUAGCUGCUCAAUAUAGCUCUCCAAAACUACUUCUCUUUAAGAGGUAAGUGUUCUGAUAUCUCUUCUUUAUCUGCUACUUUCUCUAUUUGUUCAUGGUAAUCUCCUUCCCUUCUAUAUCUGUACCUACUCAACAAACUCUUCCCUCAUUUUAGGGCCGUGUAUCGUAUACAAUUCACUAACUUAUUUUGUAUACAAUUGGUCUUCAUAACAUCCCUGGAGCCCUAACUCAUCUUAUAGAUAGCAUUUAUGCACACUUUUGCCCAUCUUGCACUGAGGACUUAGAUGGGGCACAAGAGUAAGAAGCACGCCGAGGCCGAAGCCGUGGCUCGGCGGGAGCAGCGGCGGCAGAAGCUCGUCGAGAAGCCUCAUGAUUGGAGAGACAUCAUCGACGACGUUGAUUGGAAGCCCUUUGCUGUUGUCCUUACGAUCAUUGUUUUCAUAAUUCUUGUGCUUCUAGGGUUGCUUUGAUCAUGCCGUGAACUUCUAUUUUCUCCGUAUUUUUCAUUAAUUUUUAGCCUUUACAAAAGUUUUAGCCCUACUCAUAUUAACAGUAGAAACUUUAUAUAGGCUUUUAUAUGAUCUCUGUUAGAUGUCUAUAGUCAAAUAUGAAGUGGUGAGCUUAGUAGAGAGAAGGUACUGUUUAUAUUUUAUACUAACUUUUCAUAGUGAAAUUA
This is a messenger RNA of Ananas comosus (pineapple), 1487 nucleotides long. Its product is annotated as deoxycytidylate deaminase. The transcript is spliced from 10 exons. The record is from RefSeq and is a predicted model, not a curated record. Bases 47 to 727 code for a protein of 226 amino acids. Lineage: Eukaryota; Viridiplantae; Streptophyta; Magnoliopsida; Poales; Bromeliaceae. Gene Ontology annotation, molecular function: hydrolase activity; zinc ion binding.